Molecule: messenger RNA, 732 nt
Organism: Rattus rattus (black rat)
Lineage: Eukaryota; Metazoa; Chordata; Mammalia; Rodentia; Muridae
Product: endogenous retrovirus group K member 10 Pro protein-like
Biological process (GO): proteolysis
Molecular function (GO): aspartic-type endopeptidase activity; nucleic acid binding
Source: RefSeq, a predicted model, not a curated record
AUGCCACUGAUGGGUGUGCAACCUGUUCCCCCUGACUACAAAGGCCCCCUACCCAUGGGAAGUGUCGGCCUUCUUAUGGGUCGAUCCUCCUUAACCUUAAAGGGACUUAUUGUUCACCCUGGAAUUAUAGGUCAAGAUUACACGGGAGAACUUCAAGUUCUCUGCUCUUGCCCUCAAGGCGUUUUUUCCAUCUCCCCAUGUGACAGGAUUGCUCAGUUGAUUAUUCUUCAAAGCUUACAUGAUCAUUUUCCUUCUUCCGGGGUCUCUAGAGGCACCGCGAAGUUUGGCUCUUCCGGAACUGAUUCUGCUUAUUUAAUGAUGGACCUUAAUUCCAGACCCUCUUUAGAGUUGAAUAUAGAAGGGAAAACUUUUACGGGAAUUCUAAAUACAGGGGCUGAUAAGAGCAUUAUCUCCUCUAGUUGGUGGCCUACGGCAUGGCCUGUCACUCAAUCAUCCCAUUCCUUACAAGGACUAGGGUAUGAGGCCAAAUUUCACUAUCAGCUCAUGCUCCUGAUCUGGCUUGCUCCAGAAGGCCAAUCAGGAAGGUUUACCUAUGUCCUCCCUCUUCCUGUUAACCUUUGGGGGAGGGAUGUCUUACAGAUUAUGAAGAGAAUGGGCUACGAGGUAGGGAAGGGAUUAGGAAAAAAGGAACAAGGAAAAUUAGAACCGGUCCCACAAGAAGGUAAUAUAGGAAGGCAGGGCCUGGGUGUUUCCUAGGUGCCAUUGAGGGUU